Molecule: messenger RNA, 583 nt
Organism: Cryptomeria japonica (Japanese cedar)
Lineage: Eukaryota; Viridiplantae; Streptophyta; Pinopsida; Cupressales; Cupressaceae
Exons: 4
Coding region: 1-372 (123 amino acids)
Source: RefSeq, a predicted model, not a curated record
AUGUAUCCAUGCAUUCCCAAUGAAGUGCUUUCAGCGGCGGAACCCUGGUUUUAUCCUGCAUCGCCUCCUUUACUUAUACCACAAUGCUUCUUUACUUCUGCAAUUGACUGCACCGAAGUUGUGUAUGGAGUAAAAGCAGGGGCAAAGGCAGCCGCAAUUGCAUUUGUCGCAUCUGCAAUUCCCGUGUUGAUGGGAGCACGGGCCAUUCCUUGGGCAAGGGCGAAUCUCAACUAUGCAGCUCAGGCACACAUCAUCUCUUUAGUGGAGCAGCCUAUUUCAUUGUGGCAGAUAAAACUAUUCUGGCCACUGCCCGGAAAAACUCAUUCGAAAAAUUGGGUCCCAUGGAAGCAUCGUUCUAAAUGGCAGGAAUGAUUAAUGUGUAGUCCAGUCAUGGUUGAUAGCUACGGUGUAGACACAUGAAUGGUAGAGAAUGGGUGGAUAGUUUUCAGGACUGAUAAUACACACACCUUUGUAUUCAACUCGCAAUAGGAAGAACGGUGUAAAUUAGUUACUGUAGUGCUUCUCUUGAGGCGCUUAUUUGUGAAUUGUAAGUGUUGUUUUCAAUUAGAAAAGUUUCAAUGGA